Molecule: messenger RNA, 9056 nt
Organism: Sphaeramia orbicularis (orbiculate cardinalfish)
Lineage: Eukaryota; Metazoa; Chordata; Actinopteri; Kurtiformes; Apogonidae
Exons: 34
Coding region: 1-8547 (2848 amino acids)
Molecular function (GO): protein binding
Source: RefSeq, a predicted model, not a curated record
AUGGCCACUGAUGGCACAUGUGAAACCAGCGCCAGUGUCCCCUUCUCACAAGACCCAGUACCCUGUGCACCAAUGAAUGUGACCACAUCCCACUCCUGCGGAAACAAUGACAUAGCAGUCAGCUGGGACACUGCCGCCGUGCCUUUGAACUACAGCGUCACUGCCACACUGCUCAGUGGAUCUGCCAGUCCUGUCCAGUGCAACAGUGACAGCAGCAGCUGUACUCUGACUGGGCUUCAGUGUGGACAGUUCUAUAAUGUCUCAGUCAAAGCGUCAUCUGGCAGCUGCUGUGGCCCAUACAGUGUCCCACAAACUGUCAAAACAGCGCCCUGCUCCCCUCAGGGUUUAACAGCAGUGAUAGAGUGUGGCUCAAACUUUCUUCAGGUCUCGUGGAACACUUCCCUCAGCGCUACUUCUUACACAGCUAUGGUGACAGACCCUGAUGGUGUUACCAUGAACUGCUCCUCCUCAGACCCCGCAUGUGCUUUCUCUAGCCUUCAGUGUGCCACUCAGUAUAACAUCAGUGUAACAUCAGAGGACAACUCCUGUUCAAGUUCCCCGAGUCAAACAGUCAUUACAACAGGACCUUGUGAGCCUGUUAAUGUGACCGCUGUCCUCCAGUGUGGCUCAGACACAGCCACUGUGUCCUGGGAAGCUUCAGCUGGGGCUGUGGCUUAUACUGUUUAUGCCAAUGAGCAGGGAUCUGUGUAUCAAACAUUCUGUACAACCGACACAAUAUCCUGUGUACUGACCGCAUUGAACUGUGGAAAAAUGUACACUGUCAAUGCUCUGGCCGAGGGUGACACCUGUAACAGCACUCAAAGUAUGAGCACAACCCUGCAGACAGCUCCUUGCUCUCCAUCUAUCCAGAACAACACCCUGGUAUGUGGCACCAGUUCCUCUGACCUGUCAUGGAUGUCAGUGGCGCAUGCCACAGGUUACUUAGUAAAUGCUACAACGCAGAGUGGGGACAUAGUUUCAUGCAGUUCUUCCACAGCUGCAUGUACUUUAACCGAUCUGCUCUGCAGUGAAACCUACAUGGCCACAGUCACGGCACAGGGAGACCAGUGUGACAGUGCACCUGGCCCCAGCUUCAACAUUAUUACAGCUCCCUGUCCUCCUGUCAUCACAUCUAGCCAGUACAUCUGCAGUAACAGCUCGGUGGAGUUGAGCUGGACUGCAACUGUGGGAAGCGUCGGCUUCCUAGCUGAGGUAGUAGGAGAGGGAUAUACAGAUAGCUGUCAUAGUGUCGAUACUAGCUGCAUGAUGCACAACAUUCCCUGUGGCCUGGAAUUCAACCUAACAGUUCAGGCUAAGGGCUCGGAGUGCAACAGCACCUUAACCGUCAGUGAAACCCUUGAAUCAGUCCCAUGUGCCCCGGAGGAUGUUGACAUCAUUUUUGCGUGUUCUAGUCACUCUGCCAUGGUAACAUGGCUGGGAAGCCCUAGUGCAGUAGGCUACAAUGUGACCUUCAGAAGUUAUGAAGAUGGACACAUACAUUACUGCCACACCAACACUACCAGCUGUGAGCUAGAUGACAUCCACUGUGGUGAGGUCUACGCUGUCAUGGUCACACCAUGCUCCGAGACAUGCAAGGGAAUCCCAAGUGCCAUUUACAACUUUACAGGAGGUCUGUGCCCUCCUGCUUCAGUGUCAGUGUCUACAGAUUGUGAAAACAACACUGUGUCUUGGUCUGCAGUGGAAGGCGCUGAGAUGUUCAUAGCAACAGCAACGGCUGAAGAUGGACACAAUCACACUUGCCAAUCAAACUAUUCUACCUCAUGCAAUUUCACUGACCUCCACUGUGGAGAAAUCUAUUCUGUAACUGUUGUGACUGUGGAUCGACGGUGGGGCUGCAGUAGUAGGCCGAGCUCUGCUGUGGAGGUGACAACAGCUCAGUGUCCUCCAACUAAUUUGACUGGUGAUAUCAGAUGUGACACCAACAUGCUGACCCUCACAUGGGACCAGAUUUCAGUACCUGGAACCUCCUACGUCAUAAAAGCUGAGAGAAUAGGGAGCAUAGCUGCUCCUUUGGAGUACUCAACGUCUAAUACCUCACACACACUGAGCAGCCUGCAGUGUGGAGAGAGAUAUGCCUUCCGUGUUGCAGCACAAAACGGAGACUGUCUCAGCCAAUACAGUCCGUCUUAUGAAAUGUGUACAGCUCCCUGUCAGCCCACCAACUUCAAUGUGCGGGUCAACUGUGGAGCAAACAAUGGGAAUUUCUCCUGGAACGAGAGCAGUGGGGCCACUUUCUACACUGUGGAGGUGACAGGAGAACAUGGUCAUGUAGCCUCCUGCUCUUCCAAUGACACCUCCUGUGUUGUAAAACUCCGCUGUGGUCGGAGUUACUCAGCUUCAUUAGUAGCUUCCACAGAGAGUUGUAAUAGCACUAAACAUGCUGACAUUCACUUUGAAUCAGCCCCAUGUCUCCCAGAAAAUGUUGUAGCGGAGGUGAACUGUUCCACCAAUGUGAUGAGUGUUUCUUGGAGUGAGCUCCCAGUCUCAGAUGACUACACUGCCUGGGCCAUCAGCGAAGGACAUAACGCCUCCUGUAACUCAACAUCCAACUUCUGCUCCAUCCAUGACCUGCAGUGUGGUCAGGUCUAUGAUGUGGUUGUCACAGCCUCUACCAUUCACUGUGAAGUUAUUGCUGGCUCUGACUACCUGAUCCAGUCUGUACCGUGUGCACCAGAGAACACCACUGUGGAGCAGAACUGCAGCACUAAUGCUAUCACAGUACAGUGGGACCACAGCAGCAGUGGUCAGCAGUACACUGUCAGCGCAUCCUCUGCUUCAGGGGUUAACGCCACCUGUGACACCACCAACAGCAGCUGCUCCUUCCUGGACCUGAGCUGUGGUCAACACUACACUUUCACCGUGACUGGACACACUAAUGUCUGCAUGAGUGAGAGCACCACUAUGGAGAAAUACACAGCCCCAUGUCCUCCCUCCAAUGUUUCAGCUGAGCUCAACUGUGUUACACAUGAUGGUGUGGUCAGUUGGAGUCCUGCUGCUGCAAGUGUGGCCUACAGCGUCCAGGCAAUGUCUGUGAAUGGACACAACUCCUCCUGUAGUUCAAUGGGAACUUCCUGUAACCUUGAAGACCUGGUCUGUGGACAGGAAUACUCGGUAGUCGUGGAACCAAUGCAUACUGGCUGUUCUGGUCCUGUCAGUCCCACAGUGAUGCUUCUCACAGAGCCGUGCGUUCCCAUGAACCUCUCUGUCAACUACAGUAUGAGCCAUGCCAUGGUGCAGUGGGACCCAGCAAGCAGUGACAGCUCUUACUCCAUCCAGGCUGUGACUGACCAGGGCCCAACAGUGUCCUGUAACAGCACCACCACCUCCUGCCCCCUGACAGGUCUGCAGUGUAGUAAGACCUACAACAUCACAGUGACGGCACACAACUCAGCCUGCAGUCAGGGUGUGACCUCUGAAGCCUACCAGCUCAUGACAGAACCCUGUCCACCAACAAAUGUUCAGGCCACUAUGACAUGUGAACAAUAUACUGCGACUGUUUCCUGGGACCCGAGUGUCAAUGCUGUGAAUUAUGUAGCCUACGUCGAUAACCAAAAUGGCCACUACACCUCCUGUGAUACCACAAGUACCUCUUGUGUCGUCGAAGCGCUGGUGUGUGGCACAGAGUACAACGUCUGGGGCCAAGCCUUCGGAGUUCAUUACCACAGCGAGAACUCCACUGCCAUCACUCUUUCACCAGGUCCUUGCCACCCAACUUCCAUUGAUGCAAUAAUGGAUUGUGAGUCUGACACUGCUAUAGUCUCCUGGCAACCAAGUGAUGGUGCUGGGUCAUACACCGCUGAACUUACUGCCUCAUCAGGCCACACCACCAGCUGUACCACCAACCACACUAACUGCCAGUCAGACCAGCUGCAGUGUGGACAGCAGUACAAUGUUACUGUAACAGCUGUUGCUCCACUUGCCUAUCAACCACUGAGCUGCAAUGCCACUGCUCAAAUGUCAGGAUACCUCACUACAGAGCCCUGUGUUCCCAUGAAUCUCGCUGUCCAAUAUAAUGUGAGCGAUGCCCGGGUGACAUGGGAUGCAGCAAACGGUGCCACCUCUUACUUGGUUCAGGCUGUGACUGAUGAGGGUCUGAGAGCCUCCUGUAACAGCACCUACACCCUCUGCUACCUGAAUGGUUUACUGUGUAGUCAGACCUACAACGUCACCGUGAUGGCACACAAUUCAGCCUGCAACCACUCUGAGCCCUCUGAAAUGUAUCUCCUCAUGACAGAGCCCUGCCCACCUACCAACAUCCAGGCCAAUGUGGAAUGUGAACAACUUACUGUGACUGUUUCCUGGGAGCAGAGUGACAAUGCCAUCGGUUAUGUUGCUUACAUCAACAAUCAAAAUGGCCACUCUGCUUUCUGUGUAGCAGCACAAACAGAAACCUACUGUGAUGUCUCAGGGCUGGUUUGUGGUACGGAGUAUAACGCCUGGGUCAAAGCUACUGGAGCUCCGCACAACAGCUCUGACAGCGAGGUGAUCUCUUUUACAUCAGCUCCAUGCCUACCCACAGAGAUAGAUGUAGAGGUGGACUGUGCAUUUGAUGGUGCUGCUCUGAUCUCCUGGAGUGCAACUGAAAGCAACGAAAAAUUUGCCAUCACCGCCAUUGUCAGUGGAAGUCUUCAGACUCUUUGCACGACUCGGCAAAAUAACUGUAGUGUGAAUGGACUAAAUUGUGGGGAAACCUACAAUCUUAGCCUCACUGCCUCCAAUACACAAUGCAGCCUCGCAGCACCGAUGCACGCCAACCUUACUACACGUCCUUGUCCUCCUGAGCAUGUCAGUGUUGACCUGGAAUGUGGAGUCCGGAUGGCAGUCCUGAGCUGGGAGGAGAGGUCUGAUGUUGAACUGUACAAAGCGAGUGCUGUCAAGCAGUCAGGAGGAGAGGUGAUGAGGAUUAACUCCACAUCCUCCACCGCUGACUUCCCUGAUCUGGACUGUGGAGAGACAUACAACUUCACCGUUGAAGCGCACAGCCAGGGCUGCUGUAGCCGAAGCAGUAGCACUGUGUCCAUCCAAACAGAGCCUUGUCAGCCUAUGAAUAUAUCAGUUCAGGCACCUUGUCAGAGUGAAACUGUAGAGAUCACUUGGCAACAAGCAUCAGGUGUGGAGAAUUACUUAGUCACAGCCUCAGGGAACCUUGGAUAUGUGGAAAACUUCAACGUAACUCAGACCGUUCUAUCAGCUGCACUACCAUGUGGACAAAACUACACAGUCACAAUACAAGGACGAGGCAACCGGUGUGACAGCAUCCCCAGCAGCCCUACUUCCUUCAAAACCACCCCGUGUAUCCCUCAGGAUGUGGUGGUUUAUCCUCAGUGUGAGGUUAACACGGGCUCUGUCCGCUGGGGAGCCAGUGAUGGCGCUAAAACAUACAUAGCGAUAGCCACUGGCCAUGACGGACACAAUCAUACUUGUGUCACCAACACCACUUCCUGCACUUGGGACGACUUGCACUGUGGGGAGUGUUACGAUGUCACAGUGAAAGCGAAGGACGGCGACUGCAUGAGCCUGCCCAGUAACAGCUCUGUCAUCCAUAUGGCUUCAUGUGUGCCCCAGAAUUUGGUCGCCUCUGUGGACUGUGAUAACAGACUUAUUUCUCUGAGCUGGGACGCAACUGAAUAUACAGAGGAAUACAUAAUAACAGUUCAGACAAGCGACGGGACAAAUGAGGUCACUACUAACAACACAGACAUUUCCUUUUCUGACUUUGCUUGUGGACGAAACUACAGCCUCACUGUCACACCAGAAAACCAGCACUGCCCUCGCAGCGCCAAUGCAACAACUUCCAUACAAACAUGGCCAUGUCCACUUACAGGCGUUUCUGCCAUGCUGGACUGCCUCUCUGACACCACCACAGUCACCUGGCAGUCCAGCAAUGGUGCAGAGUCCUACAAAGCCACCCUGCAGACUGACAACGGCAUUUCUGAAAUGUGCAUGUCUGAAUCUACUACAUGCAGUGUCUCAGGUCUGGCCUGUGGGUACAACUUUUCUGUGUCUGUAACAGCCUCCAACCAGCAGUGCAACGUCACCACCAAUGAAGCAACAAGUCUGCAAUCAGCCCCGUGUGUUCCCACUGACGUCUCAGUGAUGAUGGACUGUGCCAACAACAGUGCAGCUGUGUCCUGGGCUGCCAGUAGAGGGGCUGUACAAUAUGAAGUGAUUGCCCACAGUAGUCAUGGCAACGUCACCUGCCAGACCUCUGACCUCAGCUGUUACCUCAGAAACCUCACAUGUGGCCACAGCUACACUGUCCAGGUGGUAGCUAUGGAUGACACAUGUUCUAGUACCCCAAGCCAGGCUGUGGAACUUAACUCAGCUCCCUGCCCACCUGAGAAUGUGACGGCCCAACUCAGCUGUUCUUCAAGUGACAUGACGGUCUCCUGGGAUCCCACUGGAGAAGCUGACCACUACUUGGUCUCAGUGACACCUGACAAUGGAGGGAGCGUCAUGCCAUGCAACACCACAAACACUGAAUGUUCCUUCAGUAACUUGGCAUGCGGAAACACAUACACUGUCCACGUCACCUCUGUCAGAGGCUCCUGCCACAGCCAGCACUGUCCACCUGUCCACGUCCUGUCAGCCCCAUGCCAACCCCAAGGAGUUGAAGGCAGCAUUGACUGUGUGACAAAUUCUGCAUGGAUAUCCUGGGACGCUGCUGCUGGGGCAGACAGCUACACUGUGUUGGCAGUAGGUGAAGGGGACUACAUGGCCAACUGUACCACUUCCACCAACAUCACCUGUGAGGUUGAAGAUCUGGAGUGUGGAAUACGUUAUAAUUUCACGGUCACGGCUACAAACAGCCAGUGUGACAGUCAGCCCAGUGCCACCAUUGAACUGGAGACCGCUCCCUGCACCCUGUCUCGUAUCACCGCCUCCCCUCAGUGCCACAACGCCUCUAUCCUUGUCGUCUGGCACCUAAUGGAUGCUGGCAGUGCAGAUGUUAUGUACACUGCUACAGCUGAGGGUAGCGACCGCACCAUCCUGUCCUGCAACAGCACUGGCACCAGCUGUUACCUCCACGGAGCACAAUGUGGCCUCCAUUACACCGUGAUUGUAGCUGCAAAUUCAGAUGUGUGCAGUGACUUGAGAAGCCCACCUCACCGCAUUAGCAUGGAGCCCUGCCAACCCACCAACCUAAUGGUUAAUUACUCCUGUGAUGACCACACUACAGUGGCGUCCUGGAGCCCUUCUCCUGUUGCUGAAACCUACCAUCUUGUUGCUAGGGGUGCAGAUGGACAUAACCACACUUGCGACACGUCCUUCAGUAACUGCAGUUUAUCACAGCUCCACUGUGACAUGCAUUAUUCAGUAUUUGUGACUGCAAGCCAUGAGAACUGCUCCAGUCAGCCCAGUGAGACAUUCACACUACUCACAGGCCCCUGCCAACCAGAGGGGCUCUCAGUAGAGUAUCAAUGCAACAAUCAAUCUGCAAUGCUUUCAUGGACUCCCAGUGAUAAUGCUGUCGACUACUAUGGAUGCGCCCAGGAUGGAAAUGGCAACAUGUUGUACUGUCACAGCACAACUGCAGCCUGUACCAUCCAGGGUCUUGAGUGUGGAACUGUGUACAAUUUCUCUGUCCAGGCCUCAGAUGGGUCAUGCAACAGCUCCUUCAGUGACCCAGAGGAGAGUGGUGCAGUUCCCUGUUCUCCUGAUGGUGUUGAGGUAACGCUGUUUCCACUGGAAGAGGACGUCCAUAUUGUACAUGUAACCUGGACAGAGAGCUCCUGCAACAACACAGAGUACAUGCUGAUGUUAACAGGAAACCUACUGGGAGACAAUCAGGCCCAGUUUGAUCUCUCAUCAUACUGGACAAGCAUGACAUUCUUUGAAUUUCCCCUCCCCUGCGGUUCAUAUUAUGAAGCUACAGUCGAAAGCAGAAACAACGCCGGCACCAGUGGCCCCUCAGUCCCACUUAAUGGAACAACAGUUCCCUGCCCACCAUCAACAGUGACGUACAGUGGGAACAGCUCCUUUACUAGAAUUUCUUGGAACGACGUGGUGUUUGCCACCUCAUACACUGUGUAUGACAACAGCAGUUCACCGAGAACACAGUUAUGCCACACAUCCCAGUUGACCUGCUCUGUGCAUCAAAGCACAACGCCUGCUAAUGUGGUGGUUACAGCCCGCAACGCAGCAGGAGAAAGUAGAGCCAUGGGUGUCACAAAUGUGGUUCCAUUGGCACGUAGGAGGAGAGAUGUCAGUGAACAAGAGGGCAGUGAAGGCCUCUCAGCUCCCAUACUGAAGGUCACACCAUAUGGGACAGUUUUGUUUCUUGAGUGGUCUAAAGUAAAUGGUGCUUCCUUUUACAACCUGGUGGUUAAGAAGCAGGACAGCAUCUCUGAGCCUGAAGUGCUAACUGUGAACGGAGAACAGAUGAUUCUCAAUGAAGAGGACCUUCAGCUAAACAUCAACUACUGUAUAACUGUGUCCGCCAGUGCCUCAGAGACUAGUGAUCCAGGUCCAGAGUCAUCACCUGUGUGUGCCAAAAUAACACCAUCAGAGGAAAACACAUUAUAGAAGACGAACACCUCUGUAAUUUAGAGGUCCACGUUUCCUGAAUAAAAUGUGAUCUUUUUUGUCAGUGUUUCUUGACCAGUGACAAAUAGUUUCCAUGCUCAUUCUGCAAUAAUUUCAGGUCCGGAAGAACUUGGGAAUUAGCGUGAGCUCCUCUAACAUUUACAUUUCUAUUAGAUGAAUAUAAACAACGCAUUUGUUGCAUUGCAUGUUGCUCAUAUAACAGUCUAGUCUGAGGAAAUGAAAGAGCAUCCAUUUAUUCAAUAACGCUCUGAUAGAAGUCUGCUCAGGUCAUAUGGAGUUCUGAAGAUGUUUUACGCUUGGGUUCAAAGCAUUCAGGUACAAUUUGUCUACCGUUGGUUGAUGCAAUAUAUUUUAUAUCUGGGGUUUUGUUCUGACUUUUUAUAUUUUAACUUUUGUAAAUUAAAUGUAGUCAUCUUAAAAGGUAAUAUAUCAGUGAAUGUGUUACAUGUCCAAAGUGUGCUUUUUGCAGCUUCUGUUUAUAUUUAAUA